This is a messenger RNA of Dipodomys ordii (Ord's kangaroo rat), 1068 nucleotides long. It is a transcript of the gene Ccno, whose product is annotated as cyclin O. NCBI's taxonomy places the organism in Eukaryota, Metazoa, Chordata, Mammalia, Rodentia, Heteromyidae. Gene Ontology annotation, biological process: mitotic cell cycle phase transition; regulation of cyclin-dependent protein serine/threonine kinase activity. Gene Ontology annotation, molecular function: cyclin-dependent protein serine/threonine kinase regulator activity. The transcript has 3 exons. The coding region runs from base 1 to 1044 and encodes 347 amino acids. The record is from RefSeq and is a predicted model, not a curated record. Gene Ontology annotation, cellular component: cytoplasm; centrosome; cyclin-dependent protein kinase holoenzyme complex.
AUGGUGACCCCCUCCCCGGCCAGCCCUGCAGCCCGGGUUGGGACGCGGGACAGCAGUCGCCACCUCCGCGCCCCGGUGAAGAAGAGCCGGCGCCCGCGCCUCCGGAGGAAGGAGCCGCUGCAGCCCCUGCUCCCGCGCCCGCUCCCCGGGGACUCUGGCGUCGGCGACCUGUCUGAGUCCCCGAGCUCGGGCUCGGACGGCGCCGACAGCCCUGGGGCGUCGGCGGCUUGGGGCUGCAGCCCCCUGCCCGGCCCGGCUCAGUCGUGGACGCCGCUCGAUCUCCAGACCUUCCGUGACUACGGCCCGAGCUGCUACGCCUUCCGCAGGGCGCAGGAGAGCCGCUUCCACCCGCGGGCGUCGCUCGCGCGGCAGCCACAAGUGACGGCCGAGUCUCGCUGUAAGCUGCUCAGCUGGCUGAUCCCCGUGCACCGCCAGUUCGGCCUUUCCUUCGAGUCGCUGUGCCUGGCGGUGAACACUCUGGAUCGCUUCCUCACCACCACGCCGGUGGCUGCAGAUUGCUUCCAGCUGCUUGGAGUCACCUCUCUGCUCAUCGCGUGCAAACAGGUGGAGGUACACCCACCCAGGGUGAAACAGCUCCUGGCCCUGUGCUGCGGCGCCUUCUCCCGGCAGCAGCUCUGCAACCUCGAGUGCAUCGUUCUGCACAAGCUGCACUUCAGCGUGAGCGCGCCCACUAUCAGCUUCUUCCUGGAACAUUUCACUCACGCGCGCGUGGAGGCCGGCCACGCAGAGGUCUCGGAAGCCCUGGAAGCGCAAUCCCUGGCGCGGGCCGUGGCUGAGCUGAGUCUGGCCGACUAUGCCUUUACCAGUUACACCCCCUCCCUGCUGGCCAUCUGCUGCUUGGUGCUGGCGGACCGCAUGCUGCGGCUCCCCCGCCCCGUGGACCUGCACCUGGGCGAGCACCCUGAGGAGGCGCUGCAGGACUGCUUGGGCAAGCUGCAGCUGCUGGUGGCCAUCAACGGCACCUCCCUGACUCACAUGCUGCCCCUCCAGAUCUCCGAGAAGUGCAGCCUGUCUCGAGCUUGAAAUAAAACACACACUCAGGCUCCU